UGGCGUUGGUGAGCGAGGCGUGGCGUGGCCGUGUCAGUGAUCGUCAACGUUUCCGCAGCGCAGAGGCGAGUCAUUCCCGCAACGUUGAACACAAUAUGGACGUUCGUCGGUGACAGGACAGCCAGUGUGCUUUGUGGGGUCAGUGGUCGCGGUCAGUGGCCAGUGAGGGCGGUGCACGGUGCACGAGCCGGGCCGCCCCUUGAGACAUGUUGGGCCGCCUCGCCGUGCCUUGACGAUGGUGUGGGAUUGCCUUCCUAACGACUCACAACACUUGAGGCUGGGUGACUGUGUUCCUGGUGCCGCCGCGAGCAGUGUGGGCCGCGGUGCCCCACGGGCUUGACCUUGGCUUGUGAGGGCCGGCAAGGCCCGGGCGUGAGGCGCGAUGGCCCACUCCCCUGAGGACAUCCGGAACAACAAUGUGCUGGUGGAGCAGGAGCAGCGGGUCUCUGCGGGCGUGGCCGUCCCCGGCAUUGCCGAGGCCACGGUCACGCAGGGGACGCCCGUGGGUAGCCUGACGGGCGCCUCGGUGCUGGCCCAGCUGAUGGCCCGAACGCUGGACAACCAGGCCGAGGACGCGGGGCCGCCCAGCCUGGGCAGCAUCACCCUGCACGACGAGUACCUGGAGGACCCGCUGCCGGACCUGACGCUGGAGAACCUGCGGCUGCCUGACGAGUACGGCGACCCGUCCCUCGGCUACGAGUUUGUGCACAACCAGGCUUUGGACGGCCCCGGCCUGGACAACGCCCAGGCGCUGCUGUACCAGCUGCAGGGCCUGGGUGUGCGCGUCAACGAGGACUACCUCACCCUCGACCUGGACCUGUCGGCCUCCCGCAGCGCCAGCCUAACCAGCGUGUCCGACGAAGGCAGCGUCGCCGACGAGCACGAGCUACACGGCGCUUGGCUCUCUACGGCGCUGAGCCGCGCCAGGAAGGCUCCGCUGGCUAUGGCCCCGAAGGACGCUACCGCCGCCCUGUUCCCGCGGGUGUCGGGUACGCAGGAGGACGACGUAUUCCUGGACUGCCACGAGCACGAGGUGGCGGAGGCGGAAAUCCUGCCGUCGGGCGGCGUCAAGGUCACUUACGAGAAUUACAGGAAGGAGUACCGCCCGAAGAUCAGCCCGCACCACAACUACGUCAGGUUCCUGGAGACGGUGCCGAGCGGCGCCGCGUCGGAGGAGCCGCUGAGCCUGGGCCAGGAGGCCGCAGGGGCUGCCGCUCCGCCAGCACCACAUCUCACCCUGGAGGACCGCUACCGCCGCGUGCUGCAGGCCCUCCAGCGCGGCGCGCGGCUCUCCGACGAGAAGAUGCGGAGCCUGUCCGCCAAGUACGCCAGGAAGCUGCGGCGGCUGCUAGCCGAGGAGGUGACCUACGAUGCCGUGACUCCCGACAGUGGGGUGCACGAGAGCUUCAACGCACUCUCACCCGAGGAGCAGGAGAAGCUACGCGAGGAAUGGAAGGCGGAGCUCGCCAAGACGGAGGAGGAGAUCCAGACCCUCCGACAGGUGCUGGGGGCUAAAGUUAAGACCGCCCAGGACCUGAAGCGCCGCCUGGGUAUCACCGUCUGGCGCGAGUUCACCGAGGACUUCAACAACUCCAUGAAGACCGUCCGCGAGUCCCAGCCCUCACAAUAUGUACAAAAUUUACCAGUGGUGCAGAAGGCCAAUGAGGUCAUCACAGAGAUUCAGGAAGCUGUCUCCAGUGCACCCCUAUAUAGGAGGUUGUCGGGGACUUUCUCGGACCUUGGGGAGGCCAUAACCCAGCAGCCCGUGUACCAGAAGACCGCCGGGGCCAUGAGUGCCGUCGGCGAAAAGACGUCCUCGCUGUUCGGGGGCAUCGGCGCUAAGUUCGGCCAGCUCAAGGAGACGCCGACCUUCAAGUCCUUCGAGGAGCGCGUCGGCGGCGUCUACUCGGCCGCCAGGACUCGCAUGGGCGGCUCCGGCUCCAACUCCACCCAAGACUUUGAGGAGGCCCUCAAGGAGGCUGAGGGGGAGAAGGCAGCCCUGGAGGCGGCCAACGGGGGCGCCCUGCAGACCUCCACCACCCCCGGCACUGACGUCACUCAGCCGGCCGCAUCCUAAGCCCCCACCGCUGCCUCCACCACCACCUGCACUCUUCCACCCACUGCACCCCAUCACCACAGUUACUAGAGUUGAUAUUUUUAGCGAAAGUGGCUCCCUAGUCCAUUCGUAGCUUUCAUCAUUAUUUGAUAAGGAUUAAUUUUCUAGACCAGCUGUAGCGACUUAAGGUGUGAGGGUCAUGUGGGUCCGUCAGAUAUUUUGACUAGUAAUGACUGUGAUUGAUUUUGGGUGUCCACUUGGUCCAUCUGUAGCCGUUGGCCCAGCCGGCUCUGCCUUCCUGGCCGGCUGGCCGACACAGUUCUCCUGAGGUUAGGGUCAUCUUCAUUUUUCGGGAAAAUUCCUCAAAUUUAUCCUUACGGCUGUUGAACCCAUAGUGACCUUACAUUGGCGGCUUCGUCUUCCCUUCGCCGGGGAAGGCGUCAACAGAAUAAUCAAGAGAACGCACUAACCUCCUGCUGUUUUGUGGAAUCUACAACUCGUAAGUUUUUGAUCGGGUCCUCUCGGACUUCUUCCUCUGUGUCUGUGUGAACCAAGUGAAGAGAUUGUCCUGUACAUGUUCUUGUAGAACACUCGACAGGUUCAUGAAAAAUGACAAUAUGCAAAGGAUGAAAAUCUCAUAUACACUUUUAAGUAGUUUGUUUCAUUCAGUCAUUGUUUUGAGGCGCCACGCCCCGGGGCAGGCGAGGCCCCUGCCCCCCCUGGCCCGGGGUGGGGCCAGCUCCUGUACCGUCAGCAGUCUGUGAAAGUUGUCUGUGUUUUGGUGCAUUAUAUGAGUGACUCCAGGUGUAGGUGGCUUAGAUAGCAAUUAUUCCUAGGCUGCCUUCAAAUAUUAUAUCAUAGUGUGAAAUUGUUGAAUACAGUGAGUGAUGUUUUAUUUGAAAUAAUGGUAUAUAAAUAUAUAUAAUUUGACUAAAUGAGUUGGCAUUAGAAAUGUUGUGUGUUGUUACUCAUAUCAUAGAAGUAUUGAUGCAACUCUAAAUGUUAACAGAUGCGAGGAUUGUGGGUAAGCCCCUGUAAUCUCCAGAAGGUUUUGGUGGUGUCGGUAUAACAUAGCGAACAUGUCACUAGCUGUUACAUCCAUAACAUUAGCGAACAAACUCAAUUUAAUGACUUACAGUUUGGUAAAUUAUUUAAUCCUUCAACCUUCUUUCAGUUCAUGUUGGGUACUGUCAGUUUUCAGUUUUCUUGUUGGUGAUUGGAGGACCGUCUUUGUGUAUAGUUAAGAAGCAACAGCAGUACAUACCAGAGCUUGGCGAGGCUGCAGCCAGGCCCCCUGAGCAUCCCCUGCCCCUGGGCCCCAGGCCAGGCAGGCAACACACACACACAGGUCAACCUGCAUUUGGGGUUCACAGGUGCCUGAGGAACCCUGGAAGAGCUGUGUGUGUGUGUGUGUGUGAGUGUGUGUGUGUGCUGGGGUGCGUGUAGCCUGGGGCGCCAGGCCCGCCGCUGGGGCCCAGGGCUGGGGCCACCUGGGGGGCCUCACAAGACCAUGUGGAAGGUUCUGGUGGGAAGCCUCCCAGCCCUGAUUGACAUUCCUUUGUUAGUCUAGAGAAGAGUUCAGGGCUGAUGAAUAAUAAUUACCGUGUUUGCCUUCAUUUUUAGUAUUAUGCAGAAAACAUGUCCAGUGUCCCUUCCCUGUCUGACAUGGAGCAGUAUGAUGGGUUUAUCAAAAGCACAGUAUAUAUAUAUAUAUAUAUUUCUAGGACCUUCUUUUUUAAAUGCUUUAACAAACUUAACCCGCAGAGGUUGAAGGUGUUAACCCUUUUAGGUAAGCAGCAAGCCCUUAUCACACAUGCUUUUGCUACGAGAGUUUGGCAUCAGGCGAGAAAACCGGCCUGCACUCCUGGGGCCCCACCGGCCCGCCUGGCCCGCCUGGCCCGCCUGGCCUGCUCCGGCAUGGGGCUGGGCCGCCGAGCCUGUGCCCAGUACUGCUUGUGGAGUUGGGGGACUGGAGAGGGUUGUUGUUUUUGUCGUUGUAUUCCCAGUUAUAUGAAACGUAGUUAAAACAA
Messenger RNA from Eriocheir sinensis (Chinese mitten crab), 4086 nucleotides. RefSeq lists its product as uncharacterized. The coding region runs from base 383 to 2077 and encodes 564 amino acids. The transcript is spliced from 8 exons. The record is from RefSeq and is a predicted model, not a curated record. Gene Ontology annotation, cellular component: cytoplasm. Lineage: Eukaryota; Metazoa; Arthropoda; Malacostraca; Decapoda; Varunidae.